This is a messenger RNA of Triticum aestivum (bread wheat), 6198 nucleotides long. RefSeq names its product disease resistance protein RGA5. The record is from RefSeq and is a predicted model, not a curated record. Gene Ontology annotation, cellular component: exocyst. The coding region runs from base 252 to 5240 and encodes 1662 amino acids. Gene Ontology annotation, biological process: exocytosis. The transcript is spliced from 6 exons. NCBI's taxonomy places the organism in Eukaryota, Viridiplantae, Streptophyta, Magnoliopsida, Poales, Poaceae. Gene Ontology annotation, molecular function: phosphatidylinositol-4,5-bisphosphate binding; ADP binding.
UUUGCACAUCAGGUGUUUGACGAAAUGUCCAACUCCGAGUUAGCGCCACCUUCAUGGCCUAUGGCUGCGGCUACGUGAUGGUGUGCGGAUUCGUCGCGGAUAAUGCUACACUGUCGCUCGAGGACGACGCCUCACCCCGGUGCAAGAAAUGGAGGCUGCUUCCUGGACGCCCUCAAGUUACUCGAUGAAAAGCACAGGAGAAAGAAACUGCGACGACCACAACAACGACAUUUUGCUUCAGGAACAAGGAGAUGGAGGCGCCCAUCAGUGCAUCACAGGGAGCCAUGCGGUCCCUUCCUGGUAAGCUGGAGUUGUUGCUAUCAGGACCCAAGCAGGGGCUGCGGGCAGAGGAGAAGAACAAGCUCCGUUUCCUCCAAGCCGAUCUCCAGGGACUGAUCGAUAACUACCUAUUCGAGCCAUCUGAGGUGGAGUCCCCUGCUUCGACGGCCAGCUUCUGGAUGAAGGAUGUGCGCGACAUGUCGUAUGACAUCGACGACUUCAUCUACGAACUCACCAACGUCGGUGACGCCACCGUUGCCAGGAUCAGUGUCGUCCAGAAAUCCCCUCGUGUUAAGAUCUCUCGGUUUCCGGAGAAGCUGAAACGGCGACAAUGGAUCUCCGAUGAGAUCUCAGGGUUCAGGACUCGCGUCAAGGAAGCCAUUCAACGGCACAAAGCCUAUCUUGGUGGCUGCAGGUGGCAACCUAGCAGCAGCGGGGAGCUGGGUGAACACCAACACUCUGCUCCAUCACCAUGCUGCCAGGCUGCUAUUCGCCUUAUUGGUAUGGACAGCUCCAUCAAACAGCUUUGCGGAUGGUUGGCUAACGAUGGACAGCCAGAGCACAAGGUGGCGUCGAUAGUUGGAACUGGUGGGGUUGGGAAGACCACCCUGGCCAGAGAAGUGUACAGUAAGCUUCGAGGCCAGUUCGAGUGCCGAGGUUUUGUGCGGAUACACCGGAAGCCAAACAUGAAGAUGCACCUCGCUAGCAUACUUUCGCAAGUUCGACGGCACCAGAUCUCCGAUGCUUGCGAGGUGCAUAAACUGAUCUUCGAGAUCAAAGCACACCUGCAAGAUAAGACGUACAUAAUUGUAAUUGAUAAUCUGUGGGCAUCAUCAACCUGGGAUAUUAUCAACCAUGCUUUGCCGAAGGGAAAUUGUUGCAGUAGGAUAUUAGCAACGACCGAAGUUGAAGCCAUAGCACAGACAUGCGCAGAUACCUCCAAGUAUAUGCCUUCAAAGAAAGAAAGCAACCCCAAGUAUAUCUUCAAGAAGGAACCGCUAAGUGAACAUGAGUCAAGAGAACUAUUUUUAAGUACAGUUUUUGGCCAUGAAGCUGAAUGUCCUCAGGGCCUCAAGGAAGUUUCAAAUGAAAUUAUAAAAAGAAGUGGUGGCAAUCCGCUAGCAAUUAUUAUAUUGGCGAGUCUUUUUGCAGGUCAGCCAGCCAGCAGCAUAGAGCAAUGGAAUUACAUCAAGAAUUCGCUGAGUUCUGAUUUAAGCACGGAUACUAGUUUGGAAGGGAUAAAACAAGUCGUCAACCUUGGCUAUGACAAUCUUCCUCACAGUUUGAAAGCAUGCAUGCUAUAUCUAUGUUUGUAUGAAGAGGACUGUGUAAUCUGGAAGGAUGAUUUGGUGAAGCAGUGGAUAGCUGAAGGUUUCAUCCACGCAAUGGAAGGGAACAGUGGGAAGGAAGUUGCACAAAGCUAUUUUGAUGAGCUUGUUAACAGAGGAAUGAUCCAACCUGUGGAUAUCAACUGCAAUGAUGAAAUUCUUUCAUGUAGAGUGCACGACAUGGUACUUCACUUUAUUAGAUACAAGUCCAUGGAAGAGAAUUUUAGCAUUGCAUUAGAUCAUUCCCAGACUGCUGUAAGGCUUGCUGACAAGGUUCGUCGGCUAGCUCUCCACUUCGGCAAUGUCGAACAUGCCACACCACCAAUGCCAGCAAGUAUGAGACUGUCACAAGUUCGAUCUCUUGUCUUUUCUGGAUUGCUCAAGUGCAUGCCUUCCAUUGUGGAGUUCCGGUUUAUUCAGGUUCUGAUCCUUAAAUUUUGGGCUGAUCCUGAUAACAGGAGUGACAACCUUACUGGCUCUGAUGACCUGAGUGGCAACAUCACUGAACCAGAUUACUUAAGUGACAAUCUCACUGAACCUGAUGAUCUGAGUUGUAAUCUAACUGAAAUUUCAGAGCUCUUCCAACUGAGGUAUUUUCAUCUCGAUGCAAGUCAUAUGAGUGUGGAGCUUCCAACACAGAUGAAACGGCUAAAAGAUUUGGUGGCAUGGGAAAUUGAUGCCGAUGUAACUGCAGUUCCAUCAGAUAUUGUCGAUCUGCCGGGCUUGUUCUUCCUCAGUAUUCCUAGAGAGGCAAAUCUGCCCACUGGUAUUGGCCGCAUGUCAUCUCUUCGCACUCUGGGAGUUAUCGAUCUCAGCAAGAACUCAACAGAAAAUAUUAUGUGCCUUGGUGAGCUGACCAAUCUCCAGGAUCUUCGUCUCACAUGUUCCACAUUACAGCCUGAUAACCUGGAAAGGAACUUGGAAUGCCUGGACUUGAUAAUUCGGAAACUAAGCAAUCUCAAAUGUGUAACUCUGGUACCUGUAGUCUCCUCUCAUGUAAAAACUCAGGAUGAUGCCAGUUCUUCAAGCAUGACCAUUUCUUGGCAUGGCUUCACUAUGGUGUCCCUUUCUCCAGCCCUUCUUGAGAGACUAGAGUUGUCACGGCGCUGCUGCAUCUUCUCCAGCUUACCUGAGUGGACCAAGGAUCUUACGAAGCUUGGCAUCUUAAAGAUUGCAGUUAGGAAGGUGUCAACUGAAGAUGUUAUUAUUCUCAAAGGAUUGCCUUCCCUCACCUCUCUCUCGUUGUUCAUCUGGACCGCACCCAUAAGAAGGAUCAUCUUUGACAACAAGGGAUUCUUGGUUCUCAAGUACUUCAAGUUAGUGUGUCUUGCACCAUGCCUGGUUUUUCUGGAUGGAGCAAUGCCCAAAGUCCAAAAUCUCAAGCUAGGCUUUAAUGCUAAUAGAAUGGAGCGAUAUAGCUUGGUAGCUGCUGGGUUUGAGCACCUAACUAGCCUCAACGAGCUCACUGCAAAAAUUGGGGGCACCGGUACUAAUGAAUGCUGCAGAAAGUCCACACAUUUGGUGUUGGCUGAUGCCAUUAUAAAGCAUACAAGCACCCCCAUCAUCAAUGUACAAUGGUUGGAUUGGCAUUAUUGUGGUGAUGAAGAGAACUACAUAGAGGCUCCAAAAGAAAUACACGAAUGGACUUCGGAAAAACAAGGCAUGACAGCUGGGGAAAGCUCAGAUGAACAUGGAGUUCAAGAGAAUAACUUGGAGAGAGAUCCCAAGAAACCCGCCGAUUUAAGUGCAUGGCUUGCUGUCACCAGGACUGAUACGCUACCAGAAUCCACCUCCCAUGUGCAGAGUACAGUCCAUAACAUCUCGGAGGCAGAGGAUGAGUGGUUGGUACCCAGCCCUGGCGACGACGAGCUGGACCACGAGGGCACUGCAGUGGAGGAGGCGGUGCGGGUGGUGGAACAGUGGGACUUGCCAGCGGCCAGGCUCAGGCUUGUGUUCGAGUCGCCGGAGGACGCCGAGGAGUACCUUGCCGCGGCCACCUGCCUCGUUGGUGUGGCCGGUGCACACGUUGAGACGGUGCUGCAGGUCGCAAUGGCACGGCUCGAGGAGGAGUUCCGCCAGCUGCUGAUCGGCGGGACGGCAUCGCUCACUAUGGAGGACCCCCACGAUUCUCUCGUCUCUCGGCUCUCGCUUACCGUACCAACAUCCAAUUGUGCAUCUUCCAUCGACGUAGACGACACAUGGACCUCGGUCUCCGACGAGGGAGAUGAGUCUGCGGGUUGGGGCACAUCAAGUUCGGUCUCCGGUGGCGAGAUCUCAUCUUACGUCCCGGACACCAUUAGCACCCUCAAGGGCAUCAUGGACGUCAUGUAUAGCUCGUCUUACUUCAUUUCCCCGGAUACUGUCAGCACUCUCAAGGACAUCGCAGACGUCAUGCUGUGCGCUGGCUAUGCUGCAGAGCUUAGCCAGGCCUACAGUGAAGUGCGCCGGGGCAUGCUUGUUGAGUGUCUUGCCACACUUGGGGUCGACAAGAUGAACCUAGAGGAGGUGCAGCACAUGGAGUGGGUCGUCCUCAACGCCAAGAUGAGGGAGUGGAUCCAGGCACUCAAGGUGGUUGUCCAGGGCCUUCUUGCUGAGGAGCGCCGCAUCUGUAACCAGAUCUUCGCAGCCAAUGCCGACACUGUAGACGAAUGCUUUACAUGGGCAGCAAAGGGGUGCGUGCUACAGCUGCUUAACUUUGGUGAUGCCAUUACGAUUGAGAAGAGAUCGUCCGAGAAGCUGUUCCGUAUUCUUGAUAUGUAUGAAGCUCUAGCUGAGUUACUGCCUGAGCUCGAGGCCUUGUUCUCUGGCGAUGCAAGGGAUUUUAUCAAGGAAGAGGCAGAGCGGAUACUUGUGAGGUUUGGGGAUGCAGUGCGUGGUGCAUUUUCUGAGUUUGCCAAUGUGAUAAGGGGGGAGACUUCUUGCAGAUUAGUGCCAGGUGGCGAGAUCCAUCCGAUGACACGUUACGUCAUGAACUAUGUAGUAGCGGCUACAAAUUACAGUUGCCUGAAUCAUCUUCUUGAUGGCAGUCAUACUAAGGUGAAGAAUACAGAGGUGACUCCUUCACGACACUGCAUGCAGACACUAAUCACACAUCUAUUGGAUAAGAUUGAGAAUAAAUCAAAGCUGUAUUAUGAUGAGGCGCUGCAGAACAUCUUUUUGAUCAACAAUCUAUGGUACAUUCUGCACAAGGUGAAUGAUUCAGAACUGAAGACUGUGCUUGGGGAUAACUGGAUCCGUAAACAACAUGGUCAGAUCAUCAGUACGUACUCCACAGGGUACUUCCGAUCUUCAUGGUAUACGGUUGUAGAUUGUCUGAGGGAUGAUGGGCUGCCACAUGCAACAGGUUCAUCGAGUGCACUCAUGGAUGCUCUGAAGGAAAGGUUCAAGAAUUUCAACUUGACCUACGAAGAGUUAUACAGGACACAGACAGCAUGGAAGGUUGUGGAUCCUCAGCUCAGAAAGAAGAUGCAGAUUUUCAUCUCAGAGAAUGUCAUUCCAGCAUACCGUUCGUUUGUUAGAAGGUACCGAGUCCACCUAGAGGGGAAAAAGAAUUUGGCAAGGUAUAUAAAAUAUAGUACUGAGGAUUUGGAAAACCAGAUCUUAGAUUUGUUUGAAGGGAUAAGAUUGGGAUAGUUGGUGAUAUGUUUACAAUUUGGGGAAAAGUUGUGGCUAAUCUCCCAGAAACCUACACAUCGGCGCCAAAAUUUAUUCAAGCCAUUUAGUGGAUUAGAGGGUGUCUUGGACAACUCCACUUGACAAAUUCACUGGUGAAGCAGCAGGUAGGGGAUCUUUGACAGAUAUACCAUGUAUUAAUUCUUGAAUUAUUACACAUGUCAUUGAUGAUUGUACCUCUCCUUCGCACAUCAUGACAUACAUAUAAAUAGAUAUCUUAUUUUCUGGAAAGAGACUUAAAAUCGGAGAAAGGCUAUCCAGUUCAGCAUUAUAUUUUUUUGACACUAACUAGUACUGGCUUUGGCGCAGCAGUAAAGCUGUUGCCUUGUGACCAUGAGGUCACGGGUUCGAGUCCUGAAAACAGCCUCUUGCAGAUAUGUAGGAAAAUGCUGCGUACAAUAGACCAAAGUGGUCGGACCCUUCCCCAGACCCUGCGCAAGUGGGAGCUAUGUGUACCGGGCUUUUUACUUGUAACUAGUAAUGCAGAACUAAUAAGAAGCCAAGAUGAGAGUACAAGUAGAACUAAGUCCACCAAAAUUUUGAAAUUCUGUAAUCAUUCUGCUUGUUCUUACAAUACAACUAAUAAAUCCACUAAAAUCUUGAAACUGUGUAGUCACUCUGCUUGUCCUUACAAUAUUGAAGGCCAGUAAUUGAGAAGUGGCAGCCUUCUUUCCAUCCUCGCCACAAUACCUUGCAAACAGUACUACAAUACAGGAAACGGAACAGAGAAAAACAUAACUUACAAUGGUAUGUAGUGUUCGGCUUCUGCCUGGAGGGGGCCAGGAUACAAUGCAUCAUGCGUCGCGCCUACAGCCCAGGUUGUCCUUGUGGUUCCAUACUUCCAUCUGUGUUCGUCUCGAGUGCUCUUUGAAGCAUUAAUUGAGAUACAAAAUCUACUGGAUGACACUGGCAAUCAAGA